UCGCUCCGGAGUCUCCGGCAGCGCUUUGGGGAGAGACGAGCUCCGUGGGCCGCCAUGUUCUCCGCGGUCUUCCGGGCGGCAGCCGCCGGUCUGGGCGCCCCGUGGGGACGCCAUAUAAGGAAUUUGCAUAAGACAGCUGUGCAAAAUGGAGCUGGAGGAGCCUUAUUUGUGCACAGAGAUACUCCUGAGAAUAACCCAGAUACUCCAUUUGAUUUCACACCAGAAAACUAUAAGAGAAUAGAGGGAAUUGUAAAAAACUAUCCAGAAGGCCAUAAAGCAGCAGCUGUACUUCCAGUCUUGGAUUUAGCUCAGAGACAGAAUGGAUGGUUGCCCAUCUCUGCUAUGAACAAGGUUGCGGAAGUUUUACAAGUACCCCCAAUGAGAGUAUAUGAAGUAGCAACGUUUUAUACAAUGUAUAAUCGGAAGCCUGUUGGAAAGUACCACAUUCAGGUCUGCACUACUACACCCUGCAUGCUUCGAGACUCUGACAGCAUACUAGAGGCCAUUCAAAGAAAGCUUGGAAUAAAAGUUGGGGAAACUACACCUGAUAGACUGUUUACUCUUAUAGAGGUAGAAUGUCUAGGUGCCUGUGUAAAUGCACCAAUGGUUCAAAUAAACGACCACUACUAUGAGGAUUUGACACCUAAGGAUAUUGAAGAAAUAAUUGACGAGCUUAAGGCUGGAAAAAUUCCCAAACCUGGGCCAAGGAAUGGACGCUUCUCUUGUGAGCCAGCUGGUGGUCUUACCACUUUGACUGAACCACCGAAGGGACCUGGCUUUGGUGUACAAGCAGGUCUUUAAUUUAUAUUCAACUGUACAUAUGUUAUUUGUCACUUGAGAAAUAAAACAUAUCUCUUCAAUCCUCAUAAA
This is a messenger RNA of Echinops telfairi (small Madagascar hedgehog), 870 nucleotides long. RefSeq names its product NADH:ubiquinone oxidoreductase core subunit V2 (gene NDUFV2). NCBI's taxonomy places the organism in Eukaryota, Metazoa, Chordata, Mammalia, Afrosoricida, Tenrecidae. The transcript has 8 exons. The record is from RefSeq and is a predicted model, not a curated record. Bases 55 to 801 code for a protein of 248 amino acids. Gene Ontology annotation, molecular function: NADH dehydrogenase activity. Gene Ontology annotation, biological process: mitochondrial electron transport, NADH to ubiquinone.